Messenger RNA from Aspergillus welwitschiae, 1517 nucleotides. RefSeq lists its product as uncharacterized. The transcript is spliced from 2 exons. NCBI's taxonomy places the organism in Eukaryota, Fungi, Ascomycota, Eurotiomycetes, Eurotiales, Aspergillaceae. The record is from RefSeq and is a predicted model, not a curated record. Bases 300 to 1208 code for a protein of 302 amino acids.
CUUUGAUUCUCCAACUAGUUUGACUCCCUGCAUGCUUUGGACCAGUCAUUCAGCGUGCUGCCUAGCCAUGGCCUGUCGUCUUAUUACUUACUAGCUUCCUUUAGUAUAUUACUUGCUUCCUCAUUGGAGCCCCUAUCUCAUACGCGUGUUGCUUUCCACAUUCCUACGGAGUAUAUUCAUCAGAAUCAAUGUGACGUUGACCCUGGAUCGAAUCACACCCACCGCAAUACUCUGUUCAACCUCAACUCCGCAUCUUGGUCUCCACCGCUCUCUUUGUCCGGCCUGGCGCCCAAAGCGUCAUGUAUGCAUUUUCCACCAAGCGCCAGAGAGACCAGGAGCAAGAGGACUUCGAUGGAAGUGUGUUCCGAGAGACAAAGAAACACAGGUCUCUCCCUCUCCGCGCGUCCCCAAGUAUCCUCCAGUUUUCUCCCCUCCCACAGAGCAACCGGCUUGCAUCUGGAUUCGGUUUCUCAACUCUGACCCCGGUGGAAUCCUCAGACGAUGACAAGGAGGAUAAUGGCGCUGACAAAUUUGCCCAUCACGGUUCGACACAAACUCGGGAUCAGCCAGCACCAUUAGAGCAAGGGUGUAUUCCUAUAAUGAGCGCAAGCAUGGAUAUUGAUAAUGAAAAGGACGCACCAUAUUCGACCAAUAAUCUUGAUCAUUCCAACCCGGGGUCUGUCGAUGGAUAUAGCAAUUACAGUCUCCAGCCGUCGCCGAUCCCACAUAGUCUUGUUGACCAGUCGCUGGUUAUAAGUGAAGAGUCGACUACACAUUCUACGGAAGGGAACACUCCUGCCGCACGGAGUUCCGUCGUAAGAGAAACUGUGCAAAGCUCUACAUCAAAUACGUCACAGGGUGUCCCUAGAGGUCCGUACGCGAGCCAUGACAGGGUCUGGUGGUGCGGUCAACGCCUCCCCAGUCCGGUCAGUGACAAUGGCGACGCCAUGGCGAUCAGCAGCAAGGACUCUGUGAGCGACGCUGAUAUGACAUACAUGUCCCAACCAGCGUCUCCACCACCGUGGUAUUCAGAAACUACGCCAGAUUUGUCACAACCGCCGGGUUCGAUAGGCAACCCGACACGAGAGCAUCAUCUCUCCUCUUCCUCGAAGAAGAAGAAAGUGGCGCUUUCCAUGGGCUACCGAGCGGAUUGCGACAAAUGUCGGCGCAGGGUUCCAGGUCAUUACAGUCACAUCAUCCGUCACUGAUACACUUAUCCCCUUUCUGUUCUAUUUAUGUUUCUGUUUGCUUUCUUUGUUCUGCUUGACUUUUAUCACUUGAUGAGUUCAUGAUACCAGGCGCUAUGGAAGGGUAUGCACAGGGAAAGGCGGCUGGGUUGUUUAUACUAUGAUACCAACGGUUUUCGGAAUUGUGGGGCUUUACUGGCAUUGGCAUGACUUGCUUUGUAGAUGGGACCAGUUGGGAAAGAGCACUGGUUCGAAUGUAUCGGAAGAAUCAAAGCUUAUCAUUCGAUCAUGCACAUUGUUGUCUUUUCCCAAAGCCUUGGGAAUUAUUUG